Molecule: messenger RNA, 570 nt
Organism: Xyrichtys novacula (pearly razorfish)
Lineage: Eukaryota; Metazoa; Chordata; Actinopteri; Labriformes; Labridae
Source: the annotation of a GenBank genome assembly
AUGAGCAGAAAGAAGUUUCCAGAGUUCUUUAAUGUGAGAGUUGCAGCUCUAGAACUCUUUAAUGAGACUAAAGACUCUGUAGCCGUCACGCUCCCAGAUCUUACCCACGAUGCAAAGCGCUUAGCUCCUUUUGAUGUCACAGAGCCGCCUCAGGCGGGGGUAGGGGGUAAAGGAUAGGGGCGGUGUGUUUGUGCGUGUGUGUCAGGGGUAGCAGGAAAUAGUGUGUGUUUGUGUGAGUGUUGUGAAGCUAAGAGUUCCAUCCAGAGCCACAAACGGGCGUUUGAUCGUCACGAGAGAUGAAACGAUGUGUGAUGAAUUUAACACUUAACUCAGUGUGAGAGGCUGGAUGAUGCGGUUAGGAGGCUGAUCCAUAUUAAUGCUCUCUUGCCGCUGCAGGACGCCUCCUCACAGUUACAGCAGCUGCAUAUAUGUGCUUGGAGAACAGAGGAGGUGCAGCUUUCUCACAUCUGUGACUGUAAAUCACAGCGGCACCUUGGGGCAGCAUCUUCGCCUGCUGGCCAAGUGACUCCGGGCUCCUCCAUAGGACACCAAUCGAAACCCGAUACGUAA